UCGGAGGAUCACAUUCCUGAAGGGGAGGAGCCGGUAAACCUGUGCAAGCCUGAAGGGGAGGAGCCGGUACACCUGUGCAAGAUUGAAGGGGAGGAGCCAGUACACCUGUGCAAGACUGAAGGGGAGGAGCCGGUACACCUGUGCAAGACUGAAGGGGAGGAGCCGCUACACCUGCGCAAGACUGAAGGGGAGGAGCUGCUACACCUGUGCAAGACUGAAGGGGAGGAGCCGGUACACCUGCGCAAGACUGAAGGGGAGGAGCCGGUACACCUGUGCAAGACUGAAGGGGAGGAGCCGGUACACCUGUGCAAGACUGAAGGGGAGGAGCCGGUACACCUGUGCAAAACUGAAGGGGAGGAGCCAGUACACCUGUGCAAGACUGAAGGGGAGGAGCCGGCACACCUGUGCAAGACUGAAGGGGAGGAGCCGGCACACCUGUGCAAGACUGAAGGGGAGGAGCCGGCACACCUG
Molecule: messenger RNA, 471 nt
Organism: Staurois parvus
Lineage: Eukaryota; Metazoa; Chordata; Amphibia; Anura; Ranidae
Source: the annotation of a GenBank genome assembly